GGACAGAUGAGGAAACUCGUUCCCUCCUCCAAAUUAUUGCGGACCUGGGGAUUAUGGAUGAACUGGAUCGACCUCGCCAAAGAAAUGCCACCAUUUUCACCAGUAUUAGCGUGCUCUGGCUGAACGUGGUAUAAACAGAAUGCUCCUGCAGGAUGAGCGUAGCGCCCCCAGGAGAGAUGCAACCCCCCUCAAUCUGAACCACUAUGCCACCAAGAAGACCGUGGCGGAGAGCAUGCUGGACGUGGCUCUGCUCAUGGCCAACGCCUCGCAGCUGAAGGCCGUGAUUGAGCAGGGGCCCGGGUUCAAGUAUUACAUCACCCUCCUCGCCCUCAUCAGCCUCUCUCUGCUCUUCCAGAUGGUCAUCGGAGGCCUCUUCAUUGCCAUGGCUCGGAAGGACCUCAACGAUGUGAGAAACCAGAGGAAGCUGAACAUCCUGAACAAUGUGGCGACGGGGCUGGUGUUCUUCACAGCGAUCAUCAACGUCUUCAUCACAGCUUUCGGGGUCCAGAAAACAGGGCUUUACCCUAACUGACAACACGCAGGUUUUUUUUUUAAUCAAGUCUCUUCUUUCAGAUUUCAAUGUACACAAAGGUCUUCUAAACAACUAGCAUAUUCACAGAAGAUGACGUUCACCACAGCCCCUGUAGAGACUCAACUGCUUCAAUAAUACAAGCAUUAAAGGCAUCCGCUAAAAUAGACAAACAUGGUCAGUGAGAGAAAUUCUGUACGGAACUGGGAAUGACAAUAUGACACUAACUCAUCAUAAACAUUACCUGCCCUGUGCACUGGAAUUGGACACAAUACUUCAUUAUUCCUAUGAACAAGAAAUAAUCCCCAUAUGACAGCCCUUGAAUGGUUAUCCUCCCAAAAAUAUGUUACAUUCCUUUAACAAAGCAAGCAACCUGAAUGCUUUGUAACCCUUAAGUGGUCAGGUGGGGUCUAUUUCACCCCAGGGCUAUGUUUCACUUGCAAUGUCACUUAUUUAUUAGACCCCACCUUACCAUUUAUGUAACAAACAUGUGUGUACCCAGAUCAUCUUGUUUGCUGUAUUUUUCAGAUUUAAAGGCAUGAGUGACAAACACAUUCAUGGGCUGCAGACAAGAAGACCACGUUUUCAUGUAGGACAUAGAUGUGAAAAGGCAGUUUGCCCCUCACAUUUUGUACCACUUUGUAAAAGAUGUUACGAAGAAAGUGAUUCAAUUAAAACCUCUCUGUGCUCAUUGUCAGAGCUUGUGUAAAAGGGAUUGUAGAUUGUUGAAUGAAAACCUUUUUGAAAGACCUUUAUCUUUAUUGAUACCGGUAACGAUCAAUUCAGAUAUAUGGUCAUGUUGACCCAACUUCAUCAAUUACAAGUCAACACUAAAUACAUGGAGUUAAUACGCUUGCUUGCUGUCGUUCCCUGUACAGUACAAAGCUUUUUGUGUAUAUGCUACAGCAGGCAUGCAACCAAACGCAUACAUGUUUUUAAAGUUGAAAUUCAUUUUAUAAGUAAUUCAAUUUUGUUAAACAACAGGUAUAUUGUUUA
Molecule: messenger RNA, 1525 nt
Organism: Polyodon spathula (Mississippi paddlefish)
Lineage: Eukaryota; Metazoa; Chordata; Actinopteri; Acipenseriformes; Polyodontidae
Product: ninjurin-2-like
Exons: 4
Coding region: 140-532 (130 amino acids)
Biological process (GO): cell adhesion; tissue regeneration
Cellular component (GO): membrane
Source: RefSeq, a predicted model, not a curated record